This is a messenger RNA of Nestor notabilis (Kea), 1552 nucleotides long. RefSeq names its product methyltransferase like 16 (gene METTL16). The record is from RefSeq and is a predicted model, not a curated record. Lineage: Eukaryota; Metazoa; Chordata; Aves; Psittaciformes; Psittacidae. The annotation marks the transcript as partial. Gene Ontology annotation, cellular component: nucleus. The transcript has 8 exons. Gene Ontology annotation, biological process: rRNA base methylation. Gene Ontology annotation, molecular function: 23S rRNA (adenine(1618)-N(6))-methyltransferase activity.
CCUGAAUUUCAAGGACCCCGAGGCGGUGAGAGCUCUGACCUGCACACUCCUGAAGGAGGAUUUUGGGCUUACGAUUGACAUCCCCGUGGAAAGGCUUAUUCCGACCGUUCCCUUGAGGCUGAACUACAUCCACUGGGUGGAGGAUCUCAUCGGUCAUCAGGAUGCUGGCGAGCGAGUGGUCAGGCGAGGCAUUGACAUAGGGACAGGGGCAUCUUGCAUAUACCCACUGCUAGGAGCAACUUUGAAUGGCUGGGAUUUUCUUGCAACAGAAGUUGAUGAUAUGUGCUUCAACUAUGCCAAAAAGAACGUGGAACAGAAUAACUUGUCUGAUCUUAUAAAAGUGGUUAAAGUACCACAGAAGACUCUUCUAAUGGAUGCACUGAAAGAAGAAUCCGAGAUCAUUUAUGAUUUCUGCAUGUGCAACCCACCCUUUUUUGCCAACCAGCUGGAAGCGAAGGGAGUGAACUCUCGAAAUCCACGGCGUCCUCCUCCCAGUUCUGUGAAUACAGGAGGGAUCACAGAAAUCAUGGCUGAGGGGGGAGAACUAGAAUUUGUCAAAAGAAUUAUUCACGAUAGUCUACAGCUUAAAAAGAGGUUACGGUGGUACAGUUGCAUGUUGGGGAAGAAAUGCAGUUUAGCACCAUUGAAAGAGGAACUUCGAAUUCAGGGGGUUCCUAAAGUUACUCAUACUGAAUUCUGUCAAGGACGCACUAUGAGAUGGGCACUUGCAUGGAGUUUCUAUGAUGAUGUACAAGUACCUUCACCUCCCUCUAAAAGAAGAAAAUUAGAAAAACCACGAAAACCAAUUACAUUUAUGGUUUUGGCUUCUACAGUCAAAGAGCUAUCCAUCAAAGCUGCAGCUAUGAGUUGGGAUGCUGUAGAAGCCAUUGCUGUGGUUAGAGCCUGGGUAGAGAAGAUUCUCACUGAUCUGAAGGUUCAGCACAAACGUGUUCCCUGUGGCAAAGAUGAAGUUAGCCUGUUUGUGACUGCCAUUGAAAACUCCUGGAUUCAUUUGAGGAGAAAGAAACGAGAGAGAGUAAGGCAAUUACGAGAACUUCCUCGAGCUUCUGAAGAUGUUCUGCAAGCAAUGGAAGAGGAAAAAACCAGCCAGAAGAGUGAGAGCAACAAUUCAGGCCGUGAAAACCUCAAGACUGAAGAUUCCGAAAUGGGGUUUAUGGCACCUGAUGAGGAUGUCCAGUUGACCACAGGUGGUGAGCUACCAGAAGAAUCCGCUGCCAAAGGAGAAUGUUGUGAGCAUGUGAAGGAGGAGGGGACAGAAGCAAAGGAGGGAGAAACAUCACUUGGCAAAGGUUCCAGUAAUGCAAGGGAGGAAUCUUGCUCUUCAGAGGAACCUAGCAAUCUGACAGUUGAAAAGGAACAAAGUCCCAAAGAAACUAGUAGAUGUUUUCUCUUUAAGUGCUUAAUGAAUGUCAAGAAAGAAGGAAAUGAUGUGUUAGUAGAGAUGCAUUGGGUUGAAGGGCAGAACAGAGACUUGAUGAACCAGCUGUGCACAUACUUACGGAACCAAAUUCUUCGACUGGUUGCUAGUUAG